GGAGCGGAAAGUGCUCCAGUCCAAUCCGGGCCGCCGGGUAAAGCCUCUCCUAUACGGUCUUCCCUCCCUCAGCCCACAGAAAACAGUGAAACCCUCCCAUAGAGGUGAGAGCGCAGAUGUCAUGAGAGAAGCGGCCACACGAUCACAGCGCACCGACCGACGCACCGACCGACCCCAGCCCGCCUCCCUGCGCCCUGGUCUGGGAUGCUUUUAGCGCAGAGACGCUUCCACUCAGGGCAGACACUGGACGUCGACGCAGAUCACUCCUUGCGUUGUUGUUGUUGUUGUUAUUUUUAACCGAGGAUCUUUUUCACCCGCAACCCCCCUUUUUAAGUGUUUAUGUUUGUUUCUUCAUGACUGCUGCUUUGGGAAGCGAGCCGCAGCACCAGCUCCAGCAACGCCAACACGAUGCGAGCCCAAAUCGAAGUUAUACCAUGCAAAAUCUGCGGAGACAAAUCGUCAGGUAUCCACUACGGCGUCAUUACGUGUGAGGGAUGUAAGGGUUUCUUCAGACGGAGUCAGCAGAACAAUGCCUCCUACUCCUGCCCCCGCCAGAGGAACUGCCUCAUCGACAGAACAAAUCGCAACCGCUGCCAACACUGCCGCCUGCAGAAAUGUCUUGCCCUAGGAAUGUCCAGAGAUGCGGUCAAAUUUGGCCGCAUGUCUAAGAAGCAACGUGACAGUCUGUACGCUGAGGUCCAGAAGCACCAGGCACGACUGCAGGAGCAGCGGCAACAGCAGACAGGAGAAGCAGAAGCUCUGGCACGUGUUUACUCGUCCAGCCUAACCAACGGACUGUCAACCCUUAACCACGAAAUAGGGGGAACCUAUGCCAAUGGCCACGUCAUUGAGCUACCCAAAGGUGGUCAUGGUAAUGGAGGAGGAGUCCCUGGGGGAUACUACGGGAUGGAUUCCACCCAGCCAUCUCCAGACCAGUCAGGUUUGGACAUGUCGGGCAUGAAGCACAUUAAGCAGGAGCCGGUGUACGACCUGACGCCAGUACCCAACCUGUUCAGCUAUGGAGGCUACCAGGACAGUCAGCUGGGGCCCAAUAAUGCCAGCAUGGGGGAGCUGGACCGCAUUGCUCAGAAUAUCAUCAAGUCUCACUUGGAGACAUGUCAGUAUACAACAGAGGAGCUGCAGCAGCUAGCCUGGCAGACACAUUCAUACGAAGAGGUCAAGAUGUACCAGAGCAAGCCAAGGGACGUGCUGUGGCAGCAGUGUGCCAUCCAGAUCACCCAUGCAAUCCAGUAUGUGGUGGAGUUCGCCAAGCGGAUCUCAGGGUUCAUGGAACUGUGCCAGAACGACCAGAUCCUCCUUCUCAAGUCAGGUUGUUUGGAGGUAGUCUUGGUGCGGAUGUGCAGGGCGUUUAACCCUCUCAACAACACUGUGCUCUUUGAGGGCAAGUACGGAGGCAUGCAAAUGUUCAAAGCUCUAGGUUGUGAUGACUUAGUGAGCGCAGUGUUUGACUUUGCCAAGAGUUUGUGUUCACUGCAGCUGACAGAGGAGGAGAUCGCUCUAUUCUCAGCUGCUGUACUAAUUUCCACAGAUCGGCCAUGGCUGAUGGAGCCUCGGAAGGUCCAGAAGCUCCAGGAGAAGAUCUACUUUGCUCUGCAGCACAUUAUGCAGAAGAACCACAUGGACGAAGAUGCACUGGCUAAGCUCAUCAGCCGAAUCCCAACACUGUCAGCCUUGUGCACACUCCAUACCGAGGAGCUUCAGGCCUUCCAGCAACUCCACCCAGAAACAGUCAACGUCCUCUUUCCACCACUCUACAAAGAACUAUUCAACCCUGACCCCAACUCUGCCAUGGUCAUGCCCAAGUGACUACCUGUGGUCCAAGUGCAACAAAUGGCGCCAGCAGAGGACCAAGAAAACAAGACAGCCACAUCUGACGAGACAAUAGCGUCGACUGUGUCACCAUCGUGGCAACCACAUAUUUCCGAGUUCCCCCAGGCACAUUUCAGGCUUGUGGGUGAGGAGUCAUCUGCUAAAAACUUAGAGUUACCGCCAACAAUACUAGGAAUGUCCAGCACUUAUCCCAUCCCGUUCACCGAUACAGUCUGAAGAAUGUAUAUAAAAAUGAAACGUGCCCCAAGCCACAACCUGAGUGGGGCUUCCACCUGUCUCCUGAACUGAACUGAACUGACCAGAAAUGUACAGACUUUAAGGCAUCUAGGAACAAUUUUAAGCUGUCAAUCUUUUAAAAAAUGGGUAAGUUAAUUUGAUUUAACUUUGAAAAACAAAUUGUUUUUUCUUUUUCACAUGAUGACAAUGUGAAGUUGAAGAAGCUGGAUGGGGGAGGGAACUGUGGAUUUAGAGAAGCUAUUGUAGAUAUUCUUCUAGUGCAGAGAGGAUUCCAGUAUUACUUCUUGUUCUGUUAAAAUAAGUUAGUCCUAAUUUAAAUAUACAGCAGCCCAUAGUGGCUGACUAUACCUUGUCUAUGUGUUUUUAUUUUAUUUGAUAGUUUCUUGUGUACAGAAUUUGUAAAGUUGAGACUGUAAAAGAAUACUGGGUAAAAACUGGGACUCAAUUUGGGUUUUGUUGAUAUAUAGAAGCCUUGUCUGGAUUUUGUUCAUAUGUAAAGAAGGUACGACAGCCUUCUGAUCAGAACCUAUAGAAAUGUAAAGAGAGCAUAUGAAGGAUUUAAAAAGAAAAUAAUGGGUACUACUUUUCAAGGUGAAGAUAUAUACAUAAAUAUUCUAUUUUGAAAGAAAAAGAAUCUGGCAGAUUUGCCAUGCUAUCAAUCAUUUUAUUUCUCGCUGCAAUAAUUAAGUCCAAUAAAAGCUGGACUGCUUUCGAACAAUCAAACAGAAACAACUAAUCAGAAACCAGGACCUCACGAUGAACCCCACAUCUCUUCCUAAAUUCCCUCACCCCACCCUUUACCUCUUAUGUACGACCUCCACAUGAGAUUGCAGCAAAUAGAAGUGGAUAAAAUGUAUGAAUAAGACACCGCCUCCAGGAAAAAAAAAGCAACACAAUCAAUUUCACAAUUAAAUCACUAGUUUCCAAUGAGUCGAACUUAUAGGAGUACUGUAUACCCUCACCUCCCCCCCAACCACUAUUUGCACAAUCCAAUCCAUGGAUAUCAGUCACUCCGGGCUGUGAAUAUGAAGGACCAUUUCUCUAAAGAGCAAUAACUUUCACACUGCCUUUCUGAUCUUACUCCUCUUCUUUCCUAGUGUUUGUAUAGCCAGUUGUUCAAGAACAGGGUAGCAGAUUUAACUAGAAUGCACUAUAUUUCUCUCCUAAUCAUUGAUUAUGUCUAACAAUCAUCUCUGCAGACAGUACUCACUCCCCCAUACACUCUGCAGUGUGACACAGCGUAAUCUGGUGUUAGGACAUAAAACAUAAAACAGCACUGACUCAAAGAUGUGAAGAAAUGCACAUUAGCCUCCGAUGGUCUUUGACACUUUUUGAAGAUUUAAAGUACACAUUUAAAGCGAAAUCAUCAAAUCAACAAUUUAUAUAGGAAGCUGUGGUAGACAAUCAUGUGUUUUUUCAUAGUAAUUCCAUAAUUCUUAGUUCUUACAGUCAUUUUUUGUUGUUUUCUUUUUUGUUAAAUCACAAAAUUACUGGGCAUUUAUACAAUGAGAACGUGCUGUUACCUGCUGAAGGAACUAUUGGAACAUCAAGUUUUGAGUGUUUCAUCACACUUGCAAAAAUCUCAGCUUAACUUAAGCCACGUACCAAAAUAUGAGACCUUCUACACAACAGUAGCACUGAAUUCAUUAGGUACUUUUGUAGUUUAAUUAGUUUUUGCCGAGCUCAAACAAGGACAGCAGAUUUACCUCAACUUUAAAUGCUUUGAUUAGCGGACUCUGAUCUAGUCUCAUUUAAGCACUAAAAGUGAGACCAUCAAUGCACAGUGGCCAAAUCUUCGAUACCCUAUAGACACAGACUAGUAAUGUAUCUAUUACCAUUAACAACACAAACAUGUUCAUUAUCCUUCUGUACACGAUCUUUUUUUUUACAUUUGGAAAACAACACAAAGUGACAGCAUGGGGGAGCAAGCACCAAUUAAUAUUAACUCUUAGCAAGCUGCUCACAUCCAUCUGUUCCACACUGCGUUAGUUCCUCCAGAGUCCAGCAUCUUUCCUUGAACCCCCCGACCCCGCCGCAGAUCAGAGGCCAGUGUCUCUUAAAGACAAUCACUUGCUCAUUAAGGCUCGAUGCACUACACAGCAUCUCUCAGGGAGCAGCUCUUUUUCUGACUUUGCAUUAAAAGAGGGUUUAAUAUUUUUGCAAAUUUACAAAAAAAAAAGGAAUUAUAAAAGAAUAACUUUUUAGGAUAAACGCGUCAUUGGCCGCCAAUGUAUGCCGGCAAUGGAAUCUGCCCAGACAAGGCUUUGAUAGAUGUAUGUCUGUGUGUAUGUGUGUAUAGAGCAUGAAUUCACUGUCCAGAUUUCUUCAGAGCCCAUACUACAUGACAAGCAUCAUUGCAUAGCACAAGAAGAAAAACAAAAAACUAUAUACUGUAUGUCGGUGUGCUCUUGUCACCGCUCAUGUUUACUGCUUAUUUUGCUGCUUUUGGGACAGUGAAGGACGUCCAGUAGUAAAUUGUGAUUCAAGCACAAUCAUGACACCCCCGGGACAGUGAAUUACAUCUCUGAAAAUGAAGUUUUUGUGUGUGAUGUUUUUAUUUUCCCUUGUUAGACUGUGAAUCAGAGGGGUGGGAUGGGGUGGGGCGGGUGUUGUGAGGGAAGGAGGGUGUGCUAGCAAGUACGAGUGGCAACGCAACACUGUAAGUAAGAUACUGUAGCAAUAAGAACUGGAGGCAUUUACUACUGUCAUGUUUGCAUUGUAAGAUUAUUUUUUAUUUUAUUACUAUUUACUAUUAUUAUUGUUCUUAUUAUGACUACUAUUCUUCUAUUACUAUUAGCCUAUUGUUGUUCUGUUCUAUUUGCAUGACGUUUCAUUGCAAUGAAACUUUUUGUGUUUUCUCUUCUCAUGAUAAUGUGGGUUUCGUGGGAGAGGUUUUGAAAGGGUGGGCAGUGGGUUUAGGGCAAAUUCCACUUCAAUUUAGUCAGUUCAAAGAAUUUUUUUCACAGGCUGAGAGAAUUUUUAAAUAAAAUGCUCUAAUUUAUACACAACCAAUUAAAAAUUUGUUGUUGGAUUUAAACUUUUUUUCCCCCCCUAACCUCUGAAUGUGUGAGUUGGUACAACCAGUCAGGAUUCGUCCCUUUCUGAACUGGCCUUAUUGAACCGGAUCAGAGACCCCUAUCCUGCUGCAGGUGGGAGCGAUGUGGGGAGGGGAAUCUAUUCUGAAUGUUAUGGAGUAGCCUGUUCAGUGUGAGGGGCUGAACACAUCAUGCGCCUUUACCACUCCAUCAACACAGAAUGACCACACAGCGCACAAUAAAGCAGAUCGUUGUUCUUCGCGACGACUUGGGCGAAUUGUGCAGACAUUUUUAAUACACUCGGUUUGAAAUGCAUUUCCUAUACUUAGACAAAUACACUCCGAACCUCCUUCUCCCUUUCCCAAGUAAACCUUGUAUGAGCAUGAAUGUGUGUGAGAGACAGAAAAGAGAGUGAGAUGAUGUUUGCUCUACCAAUGCUUUGUAAACUUUCUUGAUGCAUUACACAUGUGUGCAAUUGGAGUAGUGUUGAACAUGGUUAAUUUAUUGUUUAGAAUGUCUUUGCAUCCCAGCAAGAGCAAAUAAAACAAAAUGUAGCAACCUGUAGCUGAAACCUCAGAGGUACUUUUGCUACAGAACCUCUUUUACACAGGACUGACAAAACUACAAAGCAAAAACAAAAAAGAGACAUUUUGUUUGUUUUCAAAGUGCCAUAGCUAGUGAGGAGAGAAGGAUUGGUGGAGUGGGGCAUAGAUGCUUUACUGUGUGAGUUUACAUGACAAACCAAUCAAAAAAAAAAAAGGGGGAACUCCAAGGUAAAUGUGUAUUUGAUUACACUGACAAACGGUUUUUACAUUUUAUGCUUUUUUCAUUUGGCGGGGACUCUGCUGGACUCUGAACUCUGACUUUAAAUCCAUGAGCUCUACUGCAAAGGUUUCAUUUUCACAUGAGAAUGAAAGAGUGUGUGUGUGUGCAUGCAUGCAUUUGCAAUAAAGAGAGCCACAAACACCCAUAUUUGAUGGAUCAGACUGGGCUGAAGUUCAGAGCUAUGCAGGGGCCUUAGUGAGUCCUCCUCUGAGAUGUAUAUACAAUGUGAAGGUCUGAAGUGAUUUUUGUUAAAUUCUAUAUUUUAUCGCUUUUGUAGACAUUUUGUUGUGGGAAGAAAAAAAAUAAAAGAAAUUUUAUGGGUGCA
Messenger RNA from Mugil cephalus (flathead mullet), 6273 nucleotides. It is a transcript of the gene rorb, whose product is annotated as RAR-related orphan receptor B. The coding region runs from base 409 to 1827 and encodes 472 amino acids. The transcript is spliced from 10 exons. Gene Ontology annotation, cellular component: nucleus. Gene Ontology annotation, molecular function: nuclear receptor activity; RNA polymerase II cis-regulatory region sequence-specific DNA binding; zinc ion binding. Gene Ontology annotation, biological process: regulation of transcription by RNA polymerase II. Lineage: Eukaryota; Metazoa; Chordata; Actinopteri; Mugiliformes; Mugilidae. The record is from RefSeq and is a predicted model, not a curated record.